Messenger RNA from Melanaphis sacchari, 1938 nucleotides. Its product is annotated as vesicular glutamate transporter 2-like. The record is from RefSeq and is a predicted model, not a curated record. Gene Ontology annotation, molecular function: transmembrane transporter activity. The transcript has 10 exons. The coding region runs from base 422 to 1846 and encodes 474 amino acids. Lineage: Eukaryota; Metazoa; Arthropoda; Insecta; Hemiptera; Aphididae. Gene Ontology annotation, biological process: monoatomic anion transport.
UAACUGAAGCAAAGAAUAGUCAUAUAUUUUAUUCAGUGACAGAAGUAACUAAGUAGGUACACAGAAUAAAUUAAGUAACAGUUUACGAAUUACGAUGAUAAAAACAUUUUGUAUUUACGCAACAAUAAUAAUGUCAGCCAAUAAAAUAUGGAGAACUACGACAUAGACGAAAUGAAGAAAUAUUUGAGCGGGGACUGCGUAUCAAAAAACCGUGAUGAUACCUUUCUAAUUUGUCAUUCAAUAAACAUAGCUAUAAUAUCUAAUAAUAUUACCUAUUUUCAUUCUUGUACAAAAAAUUCUGCAGCCAAAUCGAGUAACGACGUAAACAUUUUAAAUAAUUGAGUAUCUUAACACAUUUGAACAUCAAAAAAACCGCACAGCUGAAUCCGCCAACCAACCGAUUAAUUGCAAGGAGUGAAGGAUGAAUCUCAGAGAAAACGAGACCAAUAGAUGGAAUUCUUCUUCUCACUUUCAACAACCGUCGUACAGACUCAUCGACAGAUUUAUCUGUUUGAAAACUACUUAUUGGAACAGAGAAUAUGCAAUAAUUUUACUUGGAUUUAUAGGUUUAUCAAUUUUGUCGUUUCAAUGUUAUUUACAUUUUAUGUAUUUUGAGUUUUUGUCCGAUCAAAAUAAAAUUGACAAUUCCCAUUUUAUUUACUUAUAUUUCUACGAGUAUGGAUAUAUUAUCAGUUUGAUACCUGUCGGUAUCUUGGCCACCGUUUAUCCAGCUCACAAUAUUUUAGGGCUUUCCAUCAUCAUAUCGUCAAUUGGUCAUUUAAUUGUAGUCAUGAGUUUAUGUUACAUAAACACUUACACGCAUUUUUUCUUACAAUUUUGUUUGGGAAUGGCCGAGGCCGCGGCGAGUUCAGCGUUUGAUAGGGUUUGGACAUAUUGGAUUCCGCUGAAUAUGCAGACAAUACGUCACGCUCCAAUAGUAAUGUAUGAGUUGAUAUAUGGAAGCGAAAAUUUCAAAGAGAGUAUUAUUAAUAAUCUCCACCAUAUAUAUUCGUCUUAUACGUUAACUCUAUCUAUUGGAGUAAUCGGGUUGGCGUGGUACGUUUUGUGGUUGUACGUGAUCAAUGGUAAUCAAUUUCGAAACUUGAACCGUGAUAUUAUAUUGUUUGGAGGUUCAAACAACCCGCAAUAUUCUUUUGAAAAACCUGGUGUUUCAUUAAUCCAUUCAAUCGUAUCGGACAUACCAUGGAAAUCGUUGUUUACUUCUAAGCAUGUCCUUGUGAUUGCUUUAUUAUACGCGUGUAAUGGUCAAGUUUUUACUAAAAAAAUAAAUGGUGAAUUCUACGUAAAAGAAUUAUCAGAAUGGCAUUUGAGAACAUACACUACCAUUGUAUUGUUUCUCAUCAUCGUCUUAGUCGAAUUAGUUCCAGAAAUUACCGUUUCCAUUUCGACCACCAACAUCAGAAAGUUUUGUAGUUGUUUAUAUUUUAUUUCAAUAAGCAUAUAUUAUUUUCUGGAAGCCAAUAUCGGUAACACUUUAGAAACCUAUACAACUUACCAUUUUGUACUUAUAGAAAUGGAAUACAUCAAUAUUUUCGGAUUUUACAUAAACCAUUUAGAUAUUGCACCAAACUAUGCUAGUUUACUUUUUAGUAUUCUGACCACCGUACAUGUUAUUUUCAAUUCAUUGUUGGACACACUCCUAAGUAUGACAUUUAAUUUUAAGAUACUUAACGAUACCACAGCUGAUAUGCUUAUGGCGAUAGUAUGUUUAGCGAUGGCAAUUUUAUAUGCUAUUUUCGCUUCGGCGGAAAUACAACCAUGGGCAACAGAUAAACCAGUAGAACAACAAAAUAUAAUUGAAAACGACAAUCUACCGUCUGUAUAAUAUACUAAUAAAAUUCGUUUAUUUCUGUUCACAAUACUGAAUACAUGUUACUCGUAAAUAUGUCAUAUAGAUAAUAAAAUUAUUAAUUAUUA